GCGUGACAGCUUUUCAUUCAUUGUUAUAGCUUCUUUAACGUCAGAAUGGAGUUCUGGCUGUGACUUCGGAGUUCAUCUUAUUUUUCGCAGUGAAACAAGUGCAAAGAUUUACAGUUGUUGGAAAAAUUGUGCAAAAAGUUUCCUUCUUGUCGUUAAAGUGGUCCCUUAAAUCAAACUGAUUCCUACACAAAGCAGGCUUUGAGCACGAAAAACAACGGAAAAAAUGCAUUUAUUCGAUAAGGUUCGCGAAAUCGUCAUGGUUCCCGUGUCGCCCAAAUAUCUUCGGAUUUCCACCAUCCUGAUUGCCAUCUAUAAAGUGCUGGUUGCCCAUAUUCUGUUGUUUAUAAUGCUGCUUGGUCUGGCCCACGCCGAGGAGAUGACGGCCAUUCUCGGGGCGGACAUUGCCGACCAAAAGGAGCGUGAGGAGUAUGUUUACCUUCCGACCAAUGCCAAAGGCGAGACCAUGAACCAACUUCGCUUCAAAUCGGCUGCCAAUCUGGCUUCGGUUACGUUUUGUAUGCUGUAUAUCGGUACUACUCUAGCCACAAUUUACGUUGUGAGCUGUCUCGGUUUGUUGGUCGGAACGCUACGCAAUCGGCAUGAGUUUUUCAUCCCCUGGAUGGUUGUGGACUUCUUCGGGACUCUAGUGGCCGCUUCGAUUAUGAUUGCCGUUGGCUACAACAAGAUGACCUAUUGUGUGAUUGGAAAGUGGCAAUACUGGGGCUUCUGCGCGGUGAUGACGGCUUUCAACCUAGUAAUCUGGAUGGUAGUUCGCAUGUUCUACAAGAAUCUGGUUCUCAUGACCAAAAUGCGCGAGAUAGCGGUCGUGGCCAUUCCGUGCCCUUCACCCGGAACCAAACAGGUGCCGUAUCACUACCGUAAGGAAAAUAUGCACCUGAGCGAUGGCGGCCUCAAGCAUAUACUGUUCGAUUCAAACGAGGCCAACUACUUGGUAUAAAUUCGGUUGAAUCGAAAUGAAAGCAUUAGGUCAAUUUGCGGAUUGCUUUGUGGUUGAUUUUCCACUGGAAGGAAAUGUGAUAGUAAGGCACCGAAGCUGUGAAAAGAUUGGUAAAUUUGUUGGUCAAAUUGAAAAGCUACUCGAAACACACUUUCUGCAAUUCGUUAUAUUAAAGAUAAAUCAAUUUGAUUGAAGGUAACCAUUCUAGAACCUAUCUUGAUACUUCGUAGAAAUCUAAACUCCAGAUCAAAUUUAAAGAAUACUACAAUAUUCUAGCAACACUGCUAACCUAGUGUAAUAAAAUAAAUUAUGCCUCUUAUGAAUCUCACCAAACAACAGA
Molecule: messenger RNA, 1298 nt
Organism: Wyeomyia smithii (pitcher-plant mosquito)
Lineage: Eukaryota; Metazoa; Arthropoda; Insecta; Diptera; Culicidae
Exons: 4
Coding region: 224-958 (244 amino acids)
Source: RefSeq, a predicted model, not a curated record